Molecule: messenger RNA, 3450 nt
Organism: Purpureocillium takamizusanense
Lineage: Eukaryota; Fungi; Ascomycota; Sordariomycetes; Hypocreales; Ophiocordycipitaceae
Gene: GTS1
Product: Protein gts1, variant 2
Exons: 4
Coding region: 822-2810 (662 amino acids)
Biological process (GO): intra-Golgi vesicle-mediated transport; endoplasmic reticulum to Golgi vesicle-mediated transport; endocytosis
Cellular component (GO): Golgi apparatus
Molecular function (GO): GTPase activator activity; protein binding
Source: RefSeq, a predicted model, not a curated record
UGGUGGUCAGACCAGCGCAGGCAGCGCGACGCCCGCAACGCCAACCCAACUUCCAUCCAUGCACUAUGCUAACCUGCCUGCCUAUCCAAUGUCUCCACGCGCUAGGCCCCAAAUCAGCCGCUGCCAACCCCACUGUGGCUGCGCCCGACCCCUUCUGGGCUCGUGCUGUAGACCCUCCGCCGGAACACCACCAAAGUUCGACGACGAACCGCCCCGUCCCCUUUUCCACCGGCACCACAGUCGACUCUGCGACUAACUAGCAAUUACUCUCCUUUUUUCUGCGCUCGCAUACUCUGUCGCCUCGACAGACCAACGCGGUCGUCUCCUUUGCCCUUCCGUCCUUCCUUCUUCCCUCCAUCAGUCGUCCGUCUUUUCCCUCGUACCGUCCUGCACUUCCGUCAUGGUAUCUUCGUAAUCACUCCACCGCCCUCCUCCCGCUGCCCAACGCUCGCCUCCAUCUCGAAGGCCUAAUUCGUCGCUCAACGGUCGCCCGACACCCGGCGCCUCGACGCAGCCGACGCCCCCCUCACGGCCUAAUCGCGCCGACAAUUCGUCGCCGUUGCCAUGUCUGCGGCGUUGAGCAAGCGCCAGCAGGCGCGCAACGAGAAGCAGCUUCAGGAGCUAGUACACAGCGUGCGCGGCAAUAACCAAUGCGCCGACUGCCACGCCCCCAACCCAGCAUGGGCAUCAUGGAGCGUACGUUGUCUCCUCCUGUCUCCUCCUGUCCCCGCCACGAUUCGCCGGUCACACGAGCGACGGCCGGUGGUCCCGACGAAACUGCCAACUAACCACGGUUCCUGCAGCUGGGCGUCUUUCUUUGUAUGCGGUGCGCCUCCCUCCACCGGAAGCUUGGCACGCACAUUUCCAAAGUCAAGUCGUUAAGCAUGGACAGCUGGUCCAACGAGCAGGUCGAUAACAUGCGCAAAGUCGGCAACACCGUGUCCAACCAGAUCUACAAUCCCGAUAAUAAGAAGCCCCCGGUGCCUGUCGAUGCCGACGAAGCCGACUCGGCCAUGGAGCGAUUUAUACGUCAAAAGUACAUGCACAACGUCGCCAGCGACUCCACAAAGCCACGAAGCCAGCGCUCCGAUGAAGGUACACCCCCACCACUACCACCCAAGAACUCGACAAAAUUCGGGUUCAGGUCGGCAGCGUCCAUAUUUCCGCUGUCGUCGCGGGCGAAGAAGGAAGCCAAGGUGGCAGCUCUGGCCGAAGCAACACACAGUGCCUCGUACGAGCACCAAAUGGCCAACAAGCCAUCCAAGGUCUUCGGUGCGACGUUGGACUACAGUGGCCCCAACGAUUCCGAAAAGAAGCUGGUAAAACUCCAAGACAUGGGGUUCCAGGACAGUCAACGCAACGCGAUCAUCCUGAAAGGGGUGAAUGGCAACUUGGACCGGGCUGUCGAGGCUCUUGUACGGCUGGGCGAGGGCAGUGGAACGUCACCAACCCCACCAACGGCUCCUCCACGAGAGAAUUCCCUCCGGACGUCGAGGUCUUUGACGCCUUUAACGUCCAAAAAUAGCGGACUGGGCGCGGGUCUCGUGGUUCCACAGACGUCGACGCAAGACCGGCCGACAACGGCCUCAACGACCUCGAACUCGACCAAUCCGUUUGACAUGCUCACGCCCGCCCAGCCGCAGACAGCGCAGUCAACGGGAACCCUGCACAACAAGAACCCGUACGGAAACACACGGUUGGCAGCGAAUAAUCCCUUCGGUCAGCCCUCACCGCCGUUGGAUGCUGUCAGCCAAGCUUUCCAAGGCCUGUCAGUAUCUCAGCAGCCGCAGAGCCUGUUCCCUCACCGCACGGGAGACGUGGGACGACAGGCCGUCCAGCAGGUCACUGUGUCGCAACAGUUCAUGUCUCCUUCGGCGCCGUCGAGCCCUUCAAACUAUCAGCACAUGAACUUUCAGAGCAGCAUGACGUAUCCGCAGCCGAUGCUGCACCCGCAGCAGCAGACUUUGCAAACGGGUUACAACCCCUUCUUCUCGCAGCCCUCAAGCCCGACAGCAGCGGUGUCUCAGCAGAGCGUGUCAGGCGGCACGGGCCAGUUGCAAGGCGGCCUUGCAAGUAACCCAUUUGCGCGGUCUCCAACUCGGAUAGCGUCACCCUCUCUGGGGCAGAUUCCAGAACAAACCCAGACGACAUUUCUCACAGCCUCGCCACAGCCGCUGCCUACGAACACGAACCCCUUCUUCGUCAAUGCGGCUCAACCGCCGCAGCAACAAGGGAGUCCCAACCCCUUCGGGCAGCAAAUGAACGGGCAGCAGGCGUACGGACAGCAGGCAUACGGACAGCAGGCGUACGGACAGCAGGCGUACGGACAGCAGGUAUAUGGGCAGCAGGCAUACGGACAACAGACGUAUGGGCAGCAGGCGUACGGGCAGGCAUCAUUCGUGCAGCAGCAGCAGCAGCCACAGACGCAGUAUCAACCACAACGGCAAGACAAGGCGUCGAUCAUGGCAUUGUACGGGCAGCCGUACCAGAUGCCCCAGAGGGCUGCGACAUCGGAUGCAAACGCACCGGCGCACCCCGCCACGAUACCCGAGGACCGGGCGGUGUAUACACAGUCGGCCGCCGCUCCGCCGCUGCCUACGUCCGUGCCGGCGCGAAGUGCUUCGCUCCCGGUAGCCGGAGGCACCAACCCUUUUAUGAGCAACGGUGCGGCCCCUGCUGCACCAGAUCCUUUUUUUACGUCGAGCCGGCAUAUUAGCAGGGAGAGCAUGAACCUGGGCAUGGACAUGGCAUGGACCAACGGCCGGCAUAGCCCCGACGCAUUUGCAAGCCUGAGCGCUCGACAUGUAUGAUGGAAUGUUACGGACGGCCACGAAGAUGGUAAAUUCGUGUAAUUGCAUCGCGUAGCUGGUAAUGUAUGAUACCUCCAAAGUCGAAGUCGCGUUGCACGACAGCUCCGUUGACCGUCGGGGCUUGUGUGCACAUAUCUUGGCAACACGGCUGUCACGACAGUGUAGUGCGGUCACACACAACCUACCUGUUUGCUCGAUAUGCAUAGACGCCGGCCGGCAGGCUGGGCAGCCGAGCUCCCCACGCCUGGAUCGGAGAUGCGUGCCUGCGGUGAGACGCUGGCGUUUUGUCGUUUACGUGUGAGGCGAGGACGGAGCGCAGCAUGACGGCAACCGAGCAAUGCAUGUCCCGGCAGGGAUUGGGUAAGUGACCGGGAGAGCGGCCUGGGUGAACGACCGCGACUGGGCCCGUUCCCGCAUGUCUCCAACAAGUCAAUGCCAAACUGCCGAUGCGCUCCUAGAGGCUUUCGGAUGGGGUCAGCGGUGCCGUCGCACGGCGCCCCGGGGCCCCGCCUGCCAGACGUGAGGACGUCCAUCCAUAGGUUUGCGCCUUUACGCCCGACAGGGACGGGCCAACAGCGGCGGCCUCGAGCGUUUCUUGGAGGAGCGCCUCUCGCGCCUCUCGCUUGGCGCACGAGGGGGA